This is a messenger RNA of Danio rerio (zebrafish), 2669 nucleotides long. Lineage: Eukaryota; Metazoa; Chordata; Actinopteri; Cypriniformes; Danionidae. The record is from RefSeq and is a predicted model, not a curated record.
CUGCGGAUCUCCCUCUUUUAGAGGAGUAUGAAACUCGAUCCCGUCGCGCCGCCGGCAGCGCCCGGUAUAAAACAGUCAAACGGAAGAGACCGUGAGAAUAAUAACAGGCCUGUCAGUGCAGUGGGACAGUUUGGAGUUCAUUGAAGCUCAGAAUCUCCAAAUGUCCCGGAGUUUCAGGAAUGAGCUGACAUUCAGACGCGCCGCUCCGUUAUUAUCAUUCAAACUGGUUUCCAUGGAGAAGAGGAUGCGUCCCGGACGGAUAGACAGAUAAUGACUGCAUUGCUAGUUUCUGCGCGAUCGAUGACACUUGAGGGGUUUUCACGCAUGAGAAGAAGACUCACCAGCUUCUGAAUGAUCUGAAUCGUAGCUAUUGAAGCUCGCUGAUAUAUUUAUGUAUAUUUUUGUAACGAAACCAUGAGCUCGUUGUUGUUUGGAGAGGGCUUUUUGGGAGGCGCGGUGAGCGGUGCGCCAUCGGACGCGGUUCCCCGAGCGCUGCGCAAUGACUUGGGGUCGAACAUUCAUGUGUUGAAGACCCUCAACUUGAGGUUCCGCUGCUUUUUAGCGAAGGUCCACGAGCUGGAGAGACGAAACAAACUUCUGGAGAGCCAGCUGAAGCAAGCCACUGGUCAGCCGAGGUAUCCGGGAUUCUCAUUUACGCGUGAGGUGGCCGUACAGACAGACUCUCUGGAGUCCAGACUUCCAGGCACCAUCUGGAGUUUUACGCAUAUUUUGAGGCACGGAGAGCGCGUGAAGACUGUCCAGGGCCCUGGGGUCACCUGGACCCAUCCGGACGGGGUGGGGGUCCAAAUCGACACCAUCACCCCAGAACUGAGAGCCUUGUAUAACGUGCUGGCCAAAGUCAAGCGGGAGAGAGAUGAGUACAAGAGAAAAUGGGAGGAGGAGCUGUCCAGAAGAGAGCAGAUGGAGGUGAUGGUGCAGUCGCUGCAGGAGAAUGUAAAUCAAUCCGAAGCCAUUCAGGAUGAGCUGAACGAGAAGGUUGAACGUCUGAAAGCUGAACUGGUGGUUUUCAAGAGCCUCAUGAGUGAUGCUGGCGGGAGACGCCGCAAUAAAGCUGUAGAAAACCAGAGGAAAAUCCUGGACCUGAAACAAAUGUCUGACCUGGACACCAAGAUCCAGGAGAAGGCCAUGAAGGUGGACAUGGACAUCUGCAGGAGGAUCGACAUCACGGCCAAACUGUGUGACGUGGCUCAGCAGCGGAACUCUGAGGACAUGAGCAAGAUCUUCAGUCCAUCCAGAGCUCCAGCGGACAGAGCUGUGGCUUGCAGAAAGAAGGAGAGGAAGGCGGUGUCGGACGAGGAGAGCUCAGAGAUGGAUGCAGACCCCAGCAGCACCUCAGAGGAGGACGCUCCCUUCAACAUCACUGACGAGAUGAAGCGCAUGCUCAACCAGCUACAUUGUUCAGAUAACUCAUUUGUUGCCAGGCGGGAGACGUUUGAGAUCGACGACGACUGUGACAGUCUGACGUGGGAAGAGAACGACGAUACGCUGCUCUUAUGGGAAGAUUUCACCAAUUACAAUGUUCCCUGCUCUGCUCUGACCAAUGGCAAUGGAGACUGCAGCACAGACGGACACGAAGCUGACUCCAGUCUCGGGAGUCUCAUCGAUGAAACAGAGUCGCUUUUCAAGACCCGAGAGCAGGAAUACCAGAAGACAAUCGGACAAAUUGAGAUGGAGUUGGCCACAGCGAAGAGUGACAUGAACCGUCAUCUGCACGAGUAUAUGGAGAUGUGCAGUAUGAAGCGAGGGCUGGAUGUGCAGAUGGAGACCUGCAGGAGGAUGAUCAAGGGCGGCAGAAAUUCUCCGUCCAUCAGCUCAUCGGCGAGCAGUGACUCAGGGAACACUGACGAGAUUCAAGAAGAGUCCGACAAAGAUGGAGAGACGGACGGGCCAAUCAGCUGAUAACUGCCCAGCCUGGCCCCGCCCCCUCCCUUCACCAAGCUCCAAUCACCUCUCAGGCCUCCCAGCAUUCAGCCAAUGGCGUUACACAGAGGGACAGAGGCCACUCCCACAAACCCACACUCCUGUAGGUGCUCUAUCUAUCGUCUGCGAUGAGGGUGUUUUUGUGCUUCAGCAUCAGUAUCGGUGCGUCACACGGUGCCACAGCUCUGCUGUCCUGUGAAACAGAUCAAUCCCAGCCAAAACACACCACUGGGAAAAAUGACACCAAUCAGAACAAAAAGAACUGAUUAAAUACACACAGAAAGUGUUGAUUUCCCUAAUAUUUGUGGCUUUUUAUUUUUCUAAAAACUCUUUCGGAAAUCAACCGUUGACUGCAGAAUCGUUUUGACCUUUAAGCCCCUUGUGAAUGUGGAACACAGAACAAGCUCACCGUCUAUGCAAUCGGCCUUAUUUCCUGAUCUGUGUUUAUGAUUUGCCUUAGUUUGCAGCGCAAGCGCUUUCAUCUGUUACACACACAGCUAAAGGCAAAGUUAUUGCAGCCCUACUGGGAAAUUUUUUCAACCGAGCAGGGACUUUUUUUACAUUAUUUCCUAGUAUAUUUCACUCCUAGAGAAAGUCUUAUUUCUUUUAGUUUGGCUGGAAAACAAAGAAUAUUUGUUUUAAAUGUAAAAACACACUGCAAAUGCUACAAUUUAUAUUAUUAACCCGCUUAAGAUGCUGUUGAUCACACCGAAUGCAUUGUCUGAUCU